CUUUCGCGCUUGUGUUGACGUAGCAGGAAGUAAACUUGGCAUGUCGAUAGGGGAGGUUCUUUUGAAGUGAAACUGGGCAGUCUAUAUAUGAUGUGAUGUGAUGGGUGUCCAUGGUCUGACCAGCUAUGUGGAGGGUAACAGGGGCUUGUUCCAGGACGUCAGGUUCAGAGACAGCAGACUUGUGAUAGAUGGCUGUAGUCUGUUCUUCAGGCUCUAUCUAAACCAUGGACUGGAUCAGGCACACGGAGGGGACUACGAUGCCUUCGCUGCCCUACUGUCUACCUUCAUCUCUGCACUGGAGGCCUGCAACAUACUGCCUUAUGUGGUGCUGGAUGGCGGCAUGGACCCCAGUGAUAAGAAGCUGUCCACCCUGAGGCAGCGGCUGCAGAGUAAGAUCCAAGAGGCUGAGUCUCUGUCCCGGGGCCGACACGGCUCCGUCCUCCCCCUCCUCACAAGACACGUCUUCAUCCAGGUCCUCUCCCAGCGAGGUGUCCCGUUGGUCCAGUGCCCCGCCGAGGCAGACUGGGAGAUUGCCUGCCUGGCCAAUCAGUGGGGCUGUCCAGUUCUGACCAAUGACAGUGACUUUUACAUCUUUGACUUGCCAGGUGGUUAUAUUCCGUUCCGGUUCUUCCAAUGGGCCAAUGUUAGUGGUUCACCUCCAAAUCACUACAUCCCAGCCAGACGCUACACGGUCAGUGGGAUGUGCCAGCACUUCAGGGGAAUGAACCGGGAACUUCUGCCGCUGUGUGCUGUCCUGGCAGGGAAUGACUACACCACAGAACAAACCUACAAACACAUACACACACUCCUCCCUCAGCUAACCACGGGAGGGAAGAGGGGAGGCAGAGGCAGAGGGAGCCCAUCCCAUAUAGAGGGCCUCCUUCUCUGGCUCUCCUCCUUCCCUGGACCUGAGGAGGCUCUGGAGGAGGUGGGGAGACUGACAGGAGGAGUAGAAAGAGGAGGAGGAGAGAGAGGGAGAGGAGGAAGGGGGAGAGGAAGAGCAGGGAGAGGAGGAGAGAUGUCCGGCCUGUGUUCUGUGCUCUGGUCAGGCAUGCAAGAGUACCAUCUGACCCCUCAGAGCCGUCUCUCUACCUGGUUCUCUGGAGGCUCAUCCAGGUCGCCAGAGGGGCUGUGGGCCACUACUCCCUGCCCGCUGCCAGAGUGGCUGUGCUGGGCCGCAGGGAGCGGGGCGAUGGCCCCCCUGGUGCUGGAUGUCCUGGAGCUCAGGAGGGUGCUGCUUAUCCCUCAGGUGGAGAACAGCCGACUACCCAGCAGCCACUGCAGUGCCACGGCCAUACGACAGGCCCUCUACGGGAUCCUACUGGCCAAUCAGGAGCAGGGGGAGAGGGGAGAGACAGGGUGGGGAGAGGGUCACAGGGUCCAGAGACAAGGUGGACAGGAGACCCAGGUAGAGGGACAGGGAGAAAGGGGGAGGGGAGGAAGGCAGUGUGGAAGGAGGGGAAGGGGCAGAGGGCAGAAACAGGGAGUGGGUCAGGGGGGUGCAGAGCCUUCCUCAGGCAGUGGUCAGGUGAGAACAACGCCCCUAGCGCUGUGGAGAGUGACAGACUGCCAGGUGGAGCCACGGACCCCUGGAACCAGGCUACACCUUGAGACACUCUGCCAGGCUCCUGUGUCAGUGCGGCUGGGAGUGCUGUAUGAUGUUCUGGGGGUGAAGGAGUCCUCUCUGUCCCCCCUACCUCUUCACCUUAGGCUGGCCCUUGGAGUGACUGGGUUCUGGAGGAGAGAGGCCAGACCUUUUCCCUCUCUACCCCAGGUACAGGCUCUGCUGCUGGGCAUGGUCCAUGGAGAGAUGGCCCGGAACACUCAUCCUGGACAGAAGCAGAACACAGCCGCAGAACAGAACCUGUGGAUGAAGCUUCGCCUGCGGCCAGGAGAUAGGCGGGGUUUUGAUGUGGGCGUGGCUCAUUCCCUCAGCCAAUGGCAGGCCUGCCUGUGGAGUGUGCUCAGUCUGAACCAGCUGCUGUGUCUGCCCCUGCCUGAACCAGACACAGCAUGGUUAUUCAGUGGUAGUCUGGUCCAUGGUUUGGUUGGCCGUCUGAGAGGGGGUUGUUCUCCUGAGUCUGUUCUGGCUGCAGCUCCUCUCUCUGGGCAUAUCUACCGCUCCCUACUGGCUGCUCUGGAGAACUGCACGCUAAAUACACUACCAUCAGGGAGGAGGAAGAGGGGGAGAGGAGGAGGAGGGAGAAGGGGAGGAGCCCCUUCCUCCCAGGAGAUAAACAACAGGUUUGCUCUGCUGAUGACUGAGGAAGAGGAUGAAGAGUGAGGAGACUACUGUAGGUUCUUUCUAGUCAACAUGGUGCUCAUAAAUAAACAUUCCUCUUUUCACAGCUUAGAGAGAAAGAGAGUGGGAUGAAAAGAAAGAGACGGCCUGUGGUAUUGGUACACUAUUUUAGGAAGCAUUAAUUCAUUGAUUUAAACCCACUCAGGGAAUGCUGCGUUUCAAUGGCAAUUCUAAACAAUUAACAUUUCUAAUGAAACUCUUCCUUUUAAUUAGGACAUAUAAAGUAUGUAUACGUAUGGCCUUCAUGAGGCCUUUACGGCAGCGAAUGCCCUCUUAACAAGCAGCUGAUGUCACCUUGUCAGCAUAUGAGUCUACACAAAACAUUGAGCCUUUGAACUGUUUUUAAUAAAAUGUGUAAACUCAA
Salmo salar (Atlantic salmon) is the source of this 2666-nucleotide messenger RNA. Lineage: Eukaryota; Metazoa; Chordata; Actinopteri; Salmoniformes; Salmonidae. The record is from RefSeq and is a predicted model, not a curated record.